Carassius auratus (goldfish) is the source of this 1687-nucleotide messenger RNA. It is a transcript of the gene got1l1, whose product is annotated as glutamic-oxaloacetic transaminase 1 like 1. Lineage: Eukaryota; Metazoa; Chordata; Actinopteri; Cypriniformes; Cyprinidae. The transcript has 8 exons. Gene Ontology annotation, cellular component: cytosol. Gene Ontology annotation, molecular function: L-aspartate:2-oxoglutarate transaminase activity; pyridoxal phosphate binding. Bases 106 to 1350 code for a protein of 414 amino acids. Gene Ontology annotation, biological process: L-aspartate biosynthetic process. The record is from RefSeq and is a predicted model, not a curated record.
CACGCAUCUAAGCAACAGACAGUAAACAAACCCUUGCACGUUGUCAUUGUCAUAGAGCUUCAGAAUGAGUCGUGUUUACGGUGAGAACAGAAGUGACAGAAGUUAAUGCACCAGCACGAGAUGUCUGCUCGCUCUGUGUUUGAUGGCGUCGUGUUCAUGCCAUCCCAGAUCAAGCUUCUAGAAGAUUUCAAGCGAGACAUGCACCCUGAUAAAGUGAAUCUCGCAGGGAGGGAGUAUGUUGGAGAGCAUGGACACACCACAUGGCUUCCUCUUGUACGAAAAAUCAAGCAGCAAAUUGCCACAGACCCGACUUUAACCCCAGAGUACCCACCCAACCUUGGGAUCCCAGAAUUCACCAGAAGGGCAACUGAACUUGCAUUGGGCAAAGAUAGCCCUGCCAUUGUGGAAAGCAGGGUAUUUGGUGUCCAAACAGUUGGAUGUACUGGAGCAGUGCAUCUGGGUGCUGAGUUACUGAGAUCCUGCUACUGUUCAAGUUCUUCCUGGAGUGGACCCAUCUUGCUCUCCUCACCCUGUGAUGACUCACUGGCAGGCAUCUUUAAGGCAGCAGGAAUCGAAGAUGUGCAAUAUUACCGGUUCUGGGAUGCAGAAUCCAAUGGAGUGUGUGUGGAAAACAUGGUGCGUGACUUGGAGAAUGCUCCAGAACAAUGUCUGGUGGUCCUGUUUGCUUCAGGCCACCGUCCCACCGGUGCUGAACUUUCUCAGGAGGACUGGAAACGCGUGGCUGAGGUCAUGGUGAAGCGCCAGUUAUUUCCAUUCUUCUUGAUGUCUGCCCAAGGCUUGUGCAGUGGUUCUCUUGAACAAGACGCCUGGCCUGUUCGUCACUGCGUGUCUUUGGGGCUUGAACUUCUCUGCGCUCAGUCUUUUUCUUACAACUUUGGCCUUUAUGGCGAGAGAGUGGGGCAUCUUCUCUGCGUGUUAAAGCAGAACCUGCUGGCUGUACAAUCUCAAGCUGAGAAAAUCGUUCAGACGCUUUGGUCCUGUCCCCCGAUGGAAGGGGCCAGGGUGGUUGCCACCGUAUUAAGUAAUCCUGCUCAUCUAGUUGACUGGCAGGAGAGUGUGAAGGCCAUCGCUGAACGAUGCAUGCUAAUCCGAGAGCGUUUGCGUGAGAGACUGAGGCUUCUGGGUGGUCCGUGGCAUUGGGAUCACAUAAUAAAACCUGGAGGGCUUUAUUGCUGUUUUGGACUCAAUACUCAACAGGUUGAGUUCCUGGUUCAGAAGAAACAUAUCUACUUGUUACCCAAUGGGUGUCUGAAUGUUAGUGCCAUUAACAGCCGUAACCUGGACUAUGUUGCUGAAUCUAUACAUCAAGCCUUAAGUUCUAAACUCUGAUCUCACUUCACACUGAAACUGCUACAAAACCCCAAAUUUAAUCAAGGAAACUUUUAACUUUCUUUGGCUUAACUUUUACCAAAGGCUGUAAUGUAGACAGACCUGCAGUCAACAUUGCUGGUUUCCUAUUUGUUAUUUUAUUUGUUGUGAUAUAUCUAUAUGACAGUUUUCGAUAGGGCCGAAAGAAGUAACUCAUAAGAAAUAAAAGUACAUCUGUAUAUCAACUGCAGUGUGAUGAACACUUAUCAAUCAACAUUCUCACAUUUCUCUCAUACAACACUCAGAAGAUUAUUCUUUACCAUAUUGACACAUCAGUAUUCAAAACAUUAUUUCUUAA